Molecule: messenger RNA, 553 nt
Organism: Heterotrigona itama
Lineage: Eukaryota; Metazoa; Arthropoda; Insecta; Hymenoptera; Apidae
Source: the annotation of a GenBank genome assembly
AUGGAUUUUUCCCAGUAUCGAAAGGCUCUGGUCUACAUUUUGACUUUUCUCGCUUACGCAUGGUCAGGUUAUGGUGCUGGGUUACUAUCGAAUUUAAAGGACGCGGUAUUAGCAGCGGAAUCGGUAUUUCAAGAUUUAUUUGAGAAUGCAAUUACUGUGGCUAGAAAAAUUAAAGACAUACAUGAAGUGUUUGACGCAGCAGUGGAAGAAAACUGUAUCUUUCAAUGCCCAGGAGAUAAACCAAGAGUAUCUGCCACUCACGGAAAUGACGAAAUGUUGUGACGCGCAUGACAUUUGUUACGAUACUUGUAACUUGGAUAAGGAGAAAUGCGAUUUGGAAUUUAAAAGAUGCCUAUACAAAUAUUGCGAUGGAUACCAAUCGAAUGCGAUAAUAAAUACAUGCAAAGGUGCUGCAAAAAUGCUUUUCACUGGCACGACUACUUUAGGAUGCAAGAGUUACAUGGAUGCGCAAAAGAAUGCUUGCUACUGUGGAGAUAAGUGGAAUAAAAACAAAAAGUCAAAGAAAGCUGCUCAAGCUGGAGGAGAAUUAUAG